AUGCACCGGAUCAGUGGAGGCCGGAUCAGUGGAGACCAGCGGCGGAUCAGUGCCAGGGCGGCGGCGAAGGGAUGGAGCGGCGGCGGUGAAGGGAUGAAGAGCGGCGGCGGGCGAAUGAGGGCACAGACUCGGUCGUCUGUUUCUCGCUCGAGGGCACGAGACCUCGCUCAUGGGUGUGAAGGGAGGUUAGGCGCGUGGGGGCGGAUGUGGGACUCGGCCCUGAGGGUUUUUCUUGGUUCAUCGCGGCUGAGCGGGAGGUGGGAGCAGGUACCAAAAAAACCGGGUGAGGUGGGACGAAAGUUAAACCCGGAAUGCGACCUACCAACUGAGAUAUUAGGAGUAGAGAUUGCGCUGUCCUUUCCAAUUACUUCUGUUGUCUUACUCUUAUCAUUAAACCCCCACUACACCUAA
Molecule: messenger RNA, 411 nt
Organism: Triticum turgidum subsp. durum (durum wheat)
Lineage: Eukaryota; Viridiplantae; Streptophyta; Magnoliopsida; Poales; Poaceae
Source: the annotation of a GenBank genome assembly